This is a messenger RNA of Xiphias gladius (swordfish), 6398 nucleotides long. RefSeq names its product minichromosome maintenance complex component 3 associated protein. The transcript has 27 exons. Gene Ontology annotation, cellular component: transcription export complex 2; cytoplasm; nucleus. Gene Ontology annotation, biological process: mRNA export from nucleus. The record is from RefSeq and is a predicted model, not a curated record. Lineage: Eukaryota; Metazoa; Chordata; Actinopteri; Istiophoriformes; Xiphiidae. Gene Ontology annotation, molecular function: RNA binding. The coding region runs from base 242 to 6118 and encodes 1958 amino acids.
AUCGCGGAACGGAUUUCAGCAAUGAGCGGGGACUAAAUAAAAUGUGUGGACCGGAACCGGAUGUUGGAAAAUGUGUUUGAGUCAAAAAUCAACAUAUCGAACUCAAGCUGUGAAAGGGUGUUACACCGAAGAACCCGAAGGACUGGAAAGUGUUACAGAUUUCUUUUCCUUGAAUGUCUGGAUGAGAAACGUUUCCUUCAAGAAAUCAACUAAGGACUAAAGGUCGGAUAAUAUUUGCGCCAUGAAUCCAUCCAAUCCGUUUGGAAGUCCACAAGGUGGAGCUUUCCAAGCUCCAAGCAACACUAUGAAGACUGGAUUGUUCCAGUCAUUUGGACAGCAAAGUUCCAACAACCAGCCCCAAACUAUGGGAUUUUUUCAACCAUCAGCGUUUGGACAGCCAUCUGUCUUAAACCAGUCCUCACCUCAUGGAAAUACCAUGUUUGGGCAGGCCCCUGCCUUUGGCCAGUCAACUUCACAGCCUCCCUCGCUGCCCACAAUAAGCCAGGCUCCAGCAUUUGGACAGCCAUCCUUAGGAAUGAGUAGCUCAGGCUUUGGGAGAGGCACAGCACCUGCUUUUGGACAGUCUAGUGGAUCAAACCAGAGUACAGUUUUUGGGCAGACACCUGCCUUCGGGCAGACUUCUGCAUUUGGGCAGGCCCCGGGAUUUGGCCAGCAGGCCCCAGGAUUUGGCAAACAGCCACCAGGAUUUGGCCAACAGCCCGCUGGGUUUGGAAACCCCCAGAUGGCUUCUGGAGCCACCUCUGCCUUAGGGCAACCUCAGCCACUGGGAUUUGGACAGUCUGCGUUUGGGCAGCCAUCAUCUACCAGUGUCACCACCAGUGUAUUUGGCAAAGCUCAGAGUGUGACCCAGAGCAGAGCCUUUGGGUCAUCUGAAUUCAGUUUCAAGCCGGCCAAUGAGGCACUUUUCAAACCCAUCUUUAGUGUCAGCCCUGAGCCUGCUAACCCUCAAACUACUUCAAUGUCCAGCUCACCUUUUGGCAGCAGUGGUAACCAGACAAGCUCCGGCACCACGAGUAACAGCAGCACCACCACUGGCUUCUCUAUGUUGACAGGUGACAAGUCUGGACCACUGGGCUUUAGCUUCUCACAGCCAGCUGCAGCCCCCUCUAUCUCUACUCAAAACAAUCCACUAACAACUAGCAAUAGCAGUGGUCCCACAAACACUCUGCAGUUCACCUUUUCCCAGCCAGCCCCUCCCUCCAGCUCCAACACUAAGGCAUCCACCACCCAGCCCACCACCCCAUCUUCUUUCAGCUUUUCAGUCAAAGCCCCCCAGCCCCAGACAACACCCCUUUUUGGAGGAACCAAUUUUGGUCAGCCCUCAGCUUUUGGCGACACCAAAGAUCAAACAGAGAUUAGCACAGAUGAGAAAAGGAACAACCUUGAGGCACUAGGGGAUACAAAUAUAUUUGCACGAUUUAGCAAAGGCGCCAAGCGCAAGGAGGAUCCAGCAGUCCCCAGCAGUGGCCCAGAGAAGCCUGCCACUGAGGAGGAUGUUCCAGUAGAAGCAGAUUCACCAAGACAUCCCCCAAAGAGGCCCCUAAUGAGGUCCCGGGGCCCACCAGGAGGCUUAUUCAGUAGGGCUCUAAGUGGUCUUCGUAGAGAAGGCCCUAACCCAGUAAGGCGAGAGGCCACAAAGGAGACUCAGCAGCAGGCAUUGAAGUGGGAGGAGACAGAGAGGCAAGAUAUCAACGAUGAGGAUGACAACCUGGCUGCUACACCACCCACUGUACAAGCACUCAGCAGGGAUGUGUUGGAAAAAGCUGAGGAGUCAGAUUCAGCAAAAGCCCCUGACCCGAAGCGUGAAACCCUAACCCCUGUGAAACGUGGUGCACGCAGGGAGAGCUGGGAGAGCCUCGGCGGCAUGUCUCCUACCGACUGCAACGCCAUCCAGUGCAGGAAUCUGCCUCCAGCCCUCAACAAAAAGGACACAAUCGAGAAGCACUUUGCUCGUUUCGGCAAAGUCUCUAAGGUCUCGUGUCAUCCUCCCAAGAACCUGGCCAUAGUACACUUUGAUGACCAUGCAUCAGCGGCAAAGGCCAAGAAGAAAGGCAAAGUCCUGCAUCGACAUGAACUCCUCCUCUUGUGGCAGAGAAAGAAGCAGAGUAAAUACAACCUAUUUCUAUUAAAGCAUAUGGAAUAUGUGGAUCACACAGCAGCCAUCAAGGAGUACAGUCGCUCAUCAGCUGACCAGGAGGAGCCCCUGCCACAUGAGUUGCGCCCUCUGCCUGUGCUCAGCAUGACCAUGGACUAUCUAGUGACUCAGAUCGUGGACCAGGGCCGUGACAACUACCGGGACUGGUAUGACUUUGUUUGGAAUAGGACCCGUGGCAUCCGUAAGGACAUCACCCAGCAGCACCUGUGCUGCCCACACACAGUAUCGCUGAUUGAAAAGUGCACACGCUUCCAUGUGCACUGCGCCCACCACCUCUGUGAGGAGCAUAUGUCAUCUUUCGACGCCAAGAUCAACAACGAGAACAUGACAAAGUGCCUGCAGAGUCUCAAAGAAAUGUACCAGGACUUGGCGACGCGUCAAAUCUACUGCCCCCGGGAGGCAGAGUUCCGCCAGUACAGCGUGCUGCUGAAGCUCAACGACGGUGACAUCCUGCGUGAGGUGCAGCAGUUCCGGGACAAUGUGCGUAACUCGCCUGAGGUGAAGUUUGCAGUUCAAGCAUUUGCCGCAGUCAACAGCAACAACUUUGUGCGCUUCUUCAAGCUGGUGAAAGGAGCCUCCUACCUCGCCAGCUGCCUUCUACACAGAUACUUCAAUCAGGUUAGAGCUAAGGCCUUGAAGACCCUGAACAUCGCCCACACUGUGGGUCCGCGGUCGACUGCGUUUCCAGUCGAGGACAUAGCCCGGAUGUUUAUGUUUCACAGCACCACAAAAGCAACUGACUUCAUCCAGCAGUAUGGCCUUAAUGUCAUUGAUGGUAUGGUUGAGCUGAGUCGGACAGCAUACCAGGAGCCAGAGCUGCCGCUGUCCCAGAAGAAGUCCGAGGUCAUCCUCGCAAAGAAAACAGUGUUGAUUGGAGAGGUGGUGAACGGAGGCCCCCUCCCUAACCCUCCCCAGCACACCCCUAUCUGCAGCUUUGACUCCCAGAACAAGUACCAUGGAGAGGGCCCUCUGCCUGAGCCCACUUCAAGCCAAUUUAAAGCUGUUGCUGCCAAAGAGGAGGUUAAGGGACCACCCGGCGUUGAGUUGCAGCCGCAGGUUGCAUCACUUCUAGACACUCCCUCUGUGUUUGGGCUGCCUCCAGCUGUUACAGAUGAGCCGAGUGAAUCGCGUUACAGCUCCGCCCACCCAGCCGGCGCCCAGCAGCUCUUGCAGCCGAUUUCUCAACCUCAGCCUGUCAAAUCGCCAUCACCUCCAGCCACACCUCAGCCGGUAUACAACGAUGAGGACAUAAUGGCUGAACUAGACUGUGUGAUUGAAGAGGUGGUUGCAGCAGCAGUGAGGGAGGUAGCCGAUGUUGGUGCGAGCUACGUCACGACAGCUCUUGCUGAGAGCAGUGUGCAGGUGGAGUCACUGGUGAAUGAGGUGUUGGGACAGAUGCUGCAGGAGCUGUCUUCCAGCGAGAUCAGGUUGGAACAGGAGCGGGUUGCUGAAGAGAAACGCAAGCUUGAAGAAGCCAGAAGGAGGCAGGAGCACGAGGCUUUCCUGGCUCAGUUCAGCUUCUCUCUCUGCACAGAGAUCAUCCAUGAAGUUUUAGAUGAGACCAUCAAGGAGUCCGCCACCUCUGAGAUCCAGCGGGCAGUGAAUAAGAAAGCAGAGUGUGUGGCUAAGUGCACAGCGCAGGUCUGUGCCAAUCUAGUUGAGGAGACUCUGAAUGCAGAUAUUGCUCUGAUGGUUGAGGAAAUCCUCGAUGCUGAGCUGCAACGUAUCCACAAGUACAUUAAAAGGUGGCGUGAUGUGGUAGCAGUGCGUCGGCAGCUGAAGAGACAGAUGAGAGGUUUCCCCGCCGCUCCUUGCUGUGUGGACCCUCGAUUCAAACUCAAGGCACUGGCCCCCAGCGCCCCUGCAAAGCCCUGCAUAACAGAUCUGUCCCGUGGCCUGGUCAACCUGGGAAAUGCUGGCACCCUAGCCCUGUCUAGCACCAGGUUAUUAAAAAUGAGGCAACAAGCAGUCCACCAGAUGAGAGUCCACUACUACUAUCAACAGCUGCUUGAUGACAUGGUGUGGGCGCCGCUCGACCUGCCAGCACUGGCAACAGAAAACAUCCCUGACCCACCUGACCGAAUCUUCUGGAAAGUUGCUCUCCUCUUACCCAGCGACCACGAGAGUGUAGCCAGCCUGGCAGACAGCAUCCUCUCAGACUGGCUGGAGGUCAAACUUGGGGGUGGCAAGUCAUCAGAAGUCAGGGAGGAGCAGCCAGAUGGCACACUGCGGACCCUCUGUGUCACCAACACAAUGCAAGAGAAAGCAGAGCGCACUCACAAAGUCCACAUCAGCGUCAAGGCGUCCCGAGGCCCACUGACCGAAGACAGCCUGUCCAACAUGGAGGAGAGCUGUGAGCUCCAUGGGACAGGAGCUCUGAUAAUGUUGCUGCCCGCCAUGCCCAUCAUCGAGCCCGGACACGAUGAGCAGGAUGUGCCUCUGCUGUCAGCCCUUCUUCAGCUCAAACAGCUACAACAAGCCAGCACCUGGCACUGCCCACUGCCUCUGGUCAUUCUGGUGCCAGGACCUGAUGGCGGCGCUGAAACACAGAAACUUGUAGAAGCCCUGAUGCUGCACACACUGGUCAAGGAAGGCCUGAUAUCAGAGUACACAUUCUUCUUCAUACCAGAGACCACAAGCGACAUCCAGGGAUCCAAACAGCUAAGCCAGGCCAUGCGUUGGCUGCUGGCCCGUGCUCCACCACCCUUCCCGCUCUCCUGCCAGACCCUGGUGCAGCUUGUAGAAGCCAGUUUGAGUCGUGAGUUCAGUCCCAGACUUUGUGCCCACCACCAGGAUCGAGCUGCUGCAUGUCUUCCUGCACAGGACCCUGCACCUGUCAUCAAGCUGUACAACGCCGUCCUGGCCCACAUUGCUGACAAAGUCUCAUCCCAGGAUCUCUGCAAACUCUCGUGGCCGCCUGUCGAGUUCUGCCUGGCUGGUACCCGUGACUUUGUUCCUCAUCUGGGCUGGAACUCAGAUCAGCACCUGGCCUGGUUACACACAGCCAUCCUCAGUCUGCAGCUGCCACAGUGGGAGCAGCCAUCUGCCACUGACUCGUGGUCUGAGCUCUGCUCCUCCAUCUAUCGCUAUGCGGCUCAGAUCCCAGUCUCACGUCGCAGUCAGCCUCUCCUAAUGUCACGGCUGGAAAACCUUCUGGAAAGGGUCAGGCUAAAGGUAACCAUGGGAAAAUGGGGCAAUGGAGAUGAGAGUGUGUGUCCAGCCUACAGUCAGAUCCCUUGGGACGACGUGCUGGUGAUUUGCAUAGACCACAAGCUGAAAGACUGGCAGAUACCCGGACCACCUGCCUGUGAAGAUGCUGUGACAGAGGAUGGCGAGAUCCUGGUUUACUUCCCCACAGAGUCACUGAAGGGUUUCCAGCCACCUGAGGAAUGGACCCAGGCCGUCAGACAAACACACAGGGAGAAGCAGCAGGAGAAGGGAGGGUCAGGUUCAACUGCCUGUGCCCCGCCUACCGGCCUGUCCCUCAGACAGCGGUUGUUCCACACUUUGGCGGAGCCUCUCGAAGCCCCGACAGCCCCUCUGGACAUCACACACACUCCUACAGCACAAGAGCUGCUGGCCCACAAAGUCCUCCAGAGCUUAGCGGAGGAGAAGGCUGAAAGCAAAAGGAGCAUGGAGCAGCUUCAACGUUGGCUGGAUGGUGACCCCUUGGACCAUUUGUCCACGCCGCUCUUCAUUCCAUCCUCCACCCUGCUGUCCAUGCCCACAACCAUAAUGCACACCCCCAGAGCCAAGACUAGAGAGGCCACACUUGCACAGGAGCUUGACGAUCUGUCGGAGAAAGCAGACUGGCCUAAAGCCAUUCCCGUGUCUAUGUCACGGCGACUGAAGGAACUCGAGCGACAGAUUUUAGCGAGCCAAGAGGAAGAACUGGCCUGCAGACUGAAGCUGAGUGGUCUGCUGAGCAUUGUCGAUGACUGAUGUACUGUUGCUACCCAAACUUCUAAAAAAUGUCUUGAAAAGUGAGGACAAACAAGCCCUUUGCCUCCAACAACAGACUACUUUGAUGUAUUUGCUGAGCUCAUGCUGAGCUUCUUUUUUCUUUUUAUUAAGGUCUGGCUGUGUACAAGUAGAGAAGAAAAUCAAUAUUUUUACCCUUGGUUUAAUUUUGUUCCACUGAUUUAGCAUUUCUAACUUUAAAACGUGUGUGUGUGUGUGUGUGUGUGUGUGUGUGUGUGUGUGUGCCCGUAAGUACAAAUAC